This is a messenger RNA of Megachile rotundata (alfalfa leafcutting bee), 1694 nucleotides long. RefSeq lists its product as uncharacterized. Lineage: Eukaryota; Metazoa; Arthropoda; Insecta; Hymenoptera; Megachilidae. The record is from RefSeq and is a predicted model, not a curated record.
ACGCUACUCGAGAAUCGUGCUUUCGCUGGUUUUCACUCUACGCGAAUGCCAACAUGAACGUUGAUCCAAAUUUACGUGAGAUAUCCAAUUACGGUUCUUAGUCUCGACUGCUGGUGAAAUACCGCGAUGACUUCCGAGACAAGUGGCGAGACUUCGAGUCUCGAGCAUCUUCACCGAGAAGUACGAAACAUACGUGAUUUUAUGUCGCGCUUAACCUCUGUGCUAUCCGCUAUAUUCUCGCGCAGGCCUUUGAUUGUUUAGAAACGUUUCCGAAUAAAAUCAUCGAACUGAACGCUUUCAUCGACGAGUAUAUGCCGGAAUCGGUUAAAACCAGCAAGUAUGACGAGAACACGACCGGUCGAAAAGUCAGGUGCCAAUCUACGUUAUCCACCGCGAAAAAUUGCGACUUGAACAGCGUCUCGGAUUUUGGUGGUAAAUGUCAGAAGCAGACAUCUCAGCGUACGAACCUUUCCGUUCCGCUUGUGUUCUUUCAGUUUCAAGUUACUACUCUUUACCGAUCUGUAAUCACGGUCGAUCGCGGCACGGAGUUUGCAAAAGAAAAUUUUAUCGGUCGCGAGGUGUAGCCAGUUGCAACGGACGUCGAAGACCCGGUCCGCUUGGACAACUGUUAGCGUUUAUAGUGAGCAGUUUAACGGCGUGCACGAGGAGAAUCGUAAUCGCUCCGUCCAAAUACAUCAUCGACAACGUCGUCUCGACUUUCUUCCAAAGGCGAGAGUUGAAAAACGCCGAAUGUGGACCCUCGUCGGAUUGGGACAACUCGCUUUCGACAUGCGUGUUCGCGCUCAAGAAAGACACCACGGUCAUCGGAAAGCUUAUCGACACUAUGCGACCCGCCGUAGUGAAACUCAUAACCGACACGACGAUCCUGAAACGCUGGUUGCAAGCGGUUUCUCUGGCGACCCCGUCGCCAUCCACGGAAUUAACGAACGCCACUCGUAACACUGAAACCAUCGACUGCUGGGCUUACGAGUUGUUCUUCCAUCUCAAGUACCUUCAAGUGAAUCGUGCGCGACGAACCACCGUCGACAAAGUGGUGGCCAAAGAAGAAUCCAAGCCUAACGAGCUGAUUCACGCCAACUUGUGGCAUCGUUUGGUACAGCUUCGCGACAAUUACAUCAUCUUGUACGAAACGCUCCAGACCUACGACAAGAUUCGUAAUUCCGAGAAGGAGAAACAGCAGGAUUAAUGUACGAUCGUUAGUGUCGAAAGUAAAAAGAAAAAAGCGUAAUUCGCUCAUCGAGUUGGUUAAUUACCAUUACGAAGGAAUAAAGGGGUUAAGAAGUCGCGUUUCGCGAACAGUUUUCCAAAGAACAUUAACAUAAGCUGUACAACGAGUUUAACUCGAGUAGAAGGUCCGUCGAUCGAACCUCUCGCCCGUUUGUUUCGACACGAUUCAGCUGACAUGGCACGCUAUUGUGGUUAACAUUUAAACUUCGUGCCGAGGAAGGGAACGCAGACAGGCUACAGGAUUUUUGCUUCGCCGAGAUUGCACCACCCGACCUGCAGUCACCGUUCGCUCCAUCGACCAUUUUUUUUUUCUCUCUUCGAGUAAUAGCGUAACCUACUUGGCCGGAUAGAACGUCAAGCGUUUUUCACGGCGAACCCAAUACUAUCGGACACUAAUAUCUACGAUUGUUCGAUCACGUUGCAAAACCGAUAUCGUACAGUUUCUA